AUGGCAGGUUUACGUGCAACAAGUACAUCAAAACCAUCAAGGCAGAUUCAUCGUCUCUUUAUAUUUGGCGUGGUCGGCUUCGGCUCGGAGGUAAAGACGGUUCCCUCCCCCGCACGCAGCAUCAACCUCUUUCCCGUAGUUUUCGAUCCGAUACUAGUUGUUGCGCGAGCCUUUUUUGGUUUCGCAUCACGCAGUAUCGACGCUUCGUCUCUGCACUGGCGCCAAAAGCUUUCCAUUUCUCUCCUCCAGGCCUUGCGUAAGACGCUCAACCCGCGACAUACCUUUGCGCACUCGAGACAGCGGCUCACCGGAGCUGCCGUCAAGGACUACUGUCAUGACCAUGGGCUCGAAUAUGACAGCAUCACCGUAGAACUGCCCGAGCAUACGUCGGGGCAUGAUGCCCACGAACGAGUUCCCUGUCCAACACUGCAUCUCGUCACUCCCGCAAAUGCGCCUCUGGAUGGUCCGAUACUGCUCUACGUCCACGGCGGAGGCUACCUGAACCCCUUACAGGCACCCGGCCACAUGCCGUUUGCGUUGCAGUGUGCGGCCUCGUGUGCCGCGACUCGCCUCAUUGUCCUGGAGUACGCGCUAAGCUCGGAGCACGCCUAUCCUGUGCAGCUAAUACAAAUGGUGGCCGCAGUCAAGUAUUUAUUCCACCAGGCUAUACCUGGUGCUACUAUCGAUGCCGGCAUGCAGCCAGAAAAUCUCAUAAUGGCAGGCGACAGUGCAGGUGGCCAUCUAAUCGCUAGCUUACUCCUACACGUGGUGCGGCCAUCCCCCUAUGCACCACCAAUGACCGAGUUGAGCGGCGAGCAAGGGAAGCAGCUUCGCGCCGUAGCACUUUGCUCGCCAUGGAUGACAAUGAAUACCACCGACGCCUCAUUUACAGCAAACGACGGCAACGACUAUCUCUCAGCCCAGCAGUUGGAUGUAUUCAUCCGUUUAUUCGAGCCAUUGUCCACCGAAGUCUGGGCAUCGCCCAUUGAGGCUGACGAUGCAGUCGAGGCGUGGAAAGCCGCCUUUCCGCCCGCAUUGACUGCCACGGCUUCUCGUGCAGUCAAAGGGCCCGUGGCGAAGCGUAUGCUAGUUACGUCGGGAGCAGGAGAGACACUAUUUGACUCGUGCAUUAAAUUUGGAGGGGAGCUGCUUCGUGCAGAUAUGCUGGUUCUAGACUCUGAUGAAAAGGUCGCGCUCGUGACCAGCAAGGAGCUAGUCUUGACCAUUGCACCGGAUGAGGCCCAUGUUCAACCGGUGCUGGAUUCUGCGCUCGGCUAUGCUCACGGGCGUUCAAUGACGGCUGUCGACCAGUUUCUGCGAUCGGUAUAA
Messenger RNA from Beauveria bassiana ARSEF 2860, 1329 nucleotides. Its product is annotated as lipase/thioesterase. The transcript is spliced from 2 exons. Lineage: Eukaryota; Fungi; Ascomycota; Sordariomycetes; Hypocreales; Cordycipitaceae. Bases 1 to 1329 code for a protein of 442 amino acids. The record is from RefSeq and is a predicted model, not a curated record. Gene Ontology annotation, molecular function: hydrolase activity.